AUGGUCCAUCCAGCCUUGGAUGAAAAGAUUCUGGAAGAUGUCGCCAGGACUGGCGAGAUGGACUAUGACAAAUGGCCGUCAUUGAUCGAGCCUCUGCUCGAGCGCCUCAGCCAGAUUGUCUACACCGAAUUUCCUCUGCCGCGACCGUAUCCCGAUACCACCAGACCCCCGCCGGCAUCCUCACCCAUCCAAGCCCGAGACCCUAAUAAUAUCACCCAGACACCGUCGACUCCCAUCAGAACGCUACCUCCCGUGCCUCCCUUCCCAAAUUCGUCAGCAAGCCGUGUGCCGGAUUCACUCCCUCCCUCUCAAGAUCUGUUGUCUGACUCCUCGAAUGAACUUCCCCCUCUUGUACUUCAAAUCUUCAACAGCGUCACCCACACCUUACGAACAUCAUUCUUCCAAAGACCACCUCAUACCGUUCAACGGCUGGCGGAGUUGGUAUUAUACCCUACGAAACAUUACAAGACGCUUCCAGCUUGGCUUCGUGCAGUUGACCGUGUUGUUAGUGUCAGUAGCACGGCAGAUAUCUUCCCUCUUUCAGAUACACUGGCUGUGGUCAACGGCGUCAACGGUGACGGUGGAGGAGGGAUACUCUGGAACAACAGCGAUAAUAGGAAUGGUUACGACAAUAAUUCUCUGGGGAGUGAUGAAAGCUUGGGAGGAGCACUUCUCACGCCCAUACCAUGGUUGCGCAACGGAAUUACCGGUGAAGAUUCCGGCGAAGAGUCGACACAAUUGGAUUCCCAUAGCGGUUCAAGUACAGACGGCUUGGGCGAGCCUUUGAUUACACUAUCCUCCGACCGGGUCGAUAUGGACCCAUUGGUCCCGGAAAGAGCCGACGGUGCUGUCACCCAGGGCGAACUGAUGCGCAUGGAACAAGAGGCCGGUGUGGUCCCUUUGACCCAGAAUCCUCACCAUACGAAUGCUGGCAGGACAAUGGCAGGAGCCGAACAUGGGCUAUACAUGGGGGAGGAGGGGGAGGAGGAUGGUCUUGUGCCGCAUGCACGUGGACCCGACGUGGUGGGAGCUGUGGAUGUGGGUCGAGUUGAUGGUCAGGACGUUCAGAUUCGCAUCGGUAGUCCACCUGGUGAAGGAGAUGACAAUAAGGCCGAUCCGAAUGAUGCACAGACAGUGCUUCCGGGGUAUGACACCUCGAACAUCAGUACAGAUGCGACAGCCUCGUCGGCAGGGGAUUCUGAAGGGUUCGAAAUCGUGCUCAAGGAUGCCACUGAGAAUUCUGAAGCUGAUGGAAUGCAGCUCGAUGACAUCGAACAACUAGCCGAUAGGGACUAUCAGCACACAACGGAUGAACAAGACGGGGACAUUGUACUCGUUGAUGCAAAUGGGAGAACUGAGGACGAACCAGGCCAGACAGCUGAUGUUCCGAGUGAAAGCGUCGGUCCUGAUGGCGUGGAUUCCUCUAGAGCACCUUGA
Messenger RNA from Capronia epimyces CBS 606.96, 1437 nucleotides. RefSeq lists its product as uncharacterized. Gene Ontology annotation, cellular component: cytoplasm; protein phosphatase 4 complex; nucleus. The record is from RefSeq and is a predicted model, not a curated record. The coding region runs from base 1 to 1437 and encodes 478 amino acids. Gene Ontology annotation, biological process: protein dephosphorylation. Gene Ontology annotation, molecular function: protein phosphatase regulator activity. The transcript is spliced from 3 exons. NCBI's taxonomy places the organism in Eukaryota, Fungi, Ascomycota, Eurotiomycetes, Chaetothyriales, Herpotrichiellaceae.